AGGCUGCCCUGGCAGAACUGAAGGCCUAUGAACAGAUGGCUCUGCUUGCAGCCGCUUUUGCUUUUGCUCACAGCAAGUGGAAUGGAGAAGCAGGGCCAGAGCGAGUCGUGUUCAAGGCAAGGGAACAUCUCACAGCAGGCUCUGCCGAAGACAAUGACUGGUCUCUUUUUAUGUUCAACGGUGAGAAAGUACAAAACCUCAAGCUCGCUGAGACCAGUGAUGCUUUUUCAGAAGAGCUGGAAGAAGAGUCUGAAUUCCACUCCACACUCUACCAUAUGCUCAAGGCUUCUGCCAGCAGUGAAGCCAUGGAUAAGGUGGAAAGAACUGCCUUCCGGUUUAUUGAUUCAGUGUAUCAGCUGCUCCUUGCUACCAGAGUUUUAGCAUACUCUAAAUACUGCAUGCUUUCUUUUACAACUUUAUUAUCAAAAGCUUUCAGUAAAGUUACAUUUCAAGUCUUAAAUCCUUUUAUAUUCAAAACAUUGAAACAGGUUCUGGAAUGCAAACAUAUUAUCUUUGUUCGAGCAAAAUAA
Lonchura striata (white-rumped munia) is the source of this 530-nucleotide messenger RNA. The record is from RefSeq and is a predicted model, not a curated record. Lineage: Eukaryota; Metazoa; Chordata; Aves; Passeriformes; Estrildidae.